CGCACGCGCAAUGGAAGGCUGCGAGGCGCGUAUGGCAUCCUGGGAGUUGUAGUCUUCUGCAUCAGCGCCCCCCGAGCCCGGCUGGAGGUUUGCGGAUGAGGGCUGCAAUGACUGACAUCUGAUUGGCUGUCUCCAAAAAUGAAAAGUCUUUGUGGGCGUGGGCUGAGACCCACGAGGAGACGGGGGCGGGAUUUCGGGCCGCAGGAGGCGGGGCCUCUGGGCUAUGGGCGCGAGCGGUUGAAAAGACAGUUGGUGUCGGUUCGGGUGCUCGGGUCGGAUUCCGCCGUUCCAGCUGGUCCCCAUGGCUGACCCUGAGGAGUUGCAGGUUUCCCCGCCGCUCCCGCCGCCUCCGUCUUCUCCUUCAUCUUCAGACACUUCUUCAGCAUCGUCGCCGGGCGUCCUCGUGAGUUUGGGCCGGCCAGUUCGGAGCAGGAGCAGCGGCGGGGCGGUGGACCCGCUGGAGGAAGUGGAGCUGCAGAUCGGAGACGCAGCAUUUUCAUUAACCAAACUUCUUGAAGCCACAUCUGCAGUAUCAGCUCAAGUGGAAGAGCUUGCCUUCAAAUGUAUGGAAAAUGCACGUUUCCUUAAAACAUGGCGGGACCUCUUGAAAGAAGGCUACGAUUCUUUGAAACCUGACAACUGAUUUGACAUGCUUAGUUGUUUAAAUAACGACGCUAAAAUUCAUACAUCCUCAUGCGUAAUAUUUGCACAUUACUACAUGUAUAGGAUGAUCUCUUUUCAGCAGUUUUGUAUACUCAGAAUGAAAUUUUUCUUGACUUUUGUGAAAAUAGAAUACUGAUGUUAUUUUUGAUGCUGGCCAGUACUGGUUUAUCCUCAAAUACUUUCUUCUUUGUAAACUUUUAUAGAAUCCUUUAUGAAAGCUAAUUUUAUUAGUAAAUGGUUAAUAUUCAUAGUGCCACAGUGCUACCAAUAACAAAUGAGGUAGACCAUUAUUUGUUUUGCAACAAGAUGCUAAGAAUGGCAGAAUUUGAAGUUGAGCUUUAUCUUACGGACCAAGGAAGGUAACUUUAAGGUCACCAAUCAUAGAUCCCACUUCAUUAGGCUAUGUUUUCUAGAGACAGUGAUUGUUUUUUAUUUACUUUCUAUAACUCUGGCACUUAAAAAAGUGUCACACAACACUCACUUAAAUGUUUGUUGAAUGAAGGAGUUGACAAAUAUAAUUAAAAGCUAUGUUUUCUUCCUAUAUUUAGCAUGAAGAUCGUUUCUCAAAAAAAAUGUAUGAAUUAGAACUUCAUUGACUUGAAGGAAAAUGUUCUCUUUUUAAUGGGGAUUUGAAUUUUGAUGAUAGCUUUUUUAAGUACAUGAUAAAAAUUUUUGUCCUUCUAUGACUUUUUUUAAAAAGUCUUUACUUCAGAAAAUGAAAGACUGUCUAGAAAGAAUGCAUGUUAUUUUCCCUAUUUAUUUCUAUGGUUAACUGCUUUUAUAGUUUUUUGUAUUUGAUAUUUUAUAUCUUUGAUUACAGUCUUUAAAGUGCCUUAUCAAAUGUAUGGCUCUGUGCUGUUACUUUUGGAGCUUUGCAAGUUGUUUAUAUAGUAAUUCUAAGGGAGUUUCUUAGUUUCCAAUGUAUCAAAUUUAAAUGAUGUGAUUGUUUUCAUAUUAUUUGACCUUAGUGACAACGUUCUAUUUUGUUCUGUAUAUUAUGUUGCUUUUUUGGUGGUUUGUGUCAUAUGUCAACAGUUAAGCCAACUAAUUCUUUACUGUAUAUAACUUCUGAACAUCUUUGAUACGACAUUUUAGUUCUUUGUAAAUAUGGGGAUGUGUACAGAACUAUAUUCUAAAGCCCCUGUAUAAUGGGGCUAUGAAAGGGGACAGACGGAUGGGCAAAGAAUAGUUUUGUUUAGCAUAUUAGAUCAUAGUCCUUGAUUAAUUUUUUAGUGUGUUUUUUAUACCAAAGAGAUGCAUAUUUCAGUAUUAGAAAAAUAUUUUUCAUAUAUCCUGACAUUGCAAUUUUUAAAAUGUGCAAAAAUAAACUCUUAUUAAAAGCAAAUCUUAUUUCCAUUUCUUUGGGUUCAUUAUUUUAAAACUUUUUAUUGACAUAUUUUAAAUAUAUGGGAAAGGUGGAUGAUUUAACAAACAUCCAGGUAUUCCUGCCAUGCAGAUUUAAUAAAUAUUAGUAUUUGGCUAUAUUUUGUUCAGAUAUACAUAUAUGAAUGUAAAUGUUAGAUACAUUUGAAGCUUGCUUUGUUGCCUCUUUGAUCCUAUCCCCUUUCUCUCUCCCUUGAGGUAGCUAUUAUUCUAGAGGUGGAUAUUCAAGGUUGUGUUUUAUAUUUUAAUAUGUAUGUAUUCAAAGCACUACAAAAUGUCUUGUGUAUGUGGUAUCCUGCCUCCUGAUCUUCAUGCCCCUGUAUAGUUCUAACUUGUGUAACAACCAAGAUAUUAAGGAAACGCACUGUGUGAUUUCUGAGGCCAUUUCUUGAUCAUUUUUCUAUUUUGUCUUUUCCUUGCCAGUCUGUAGAUGUUAUAUAUUUUGAAUACUAAUGAUCUGUUAUGAAUGUUUCAACUAUUUUUGUAGUCUGGUUUGUUUUUGUAUUUUUUAUAUGAUGUGUAUAUGUUAAUAAAAACUUGCUUGUUUU
Microcebus murinus (gray mouse lemur) is the source of this 2594-nucleotide messenger RNA. RefSeq names its product chromosome 15 C4orf46 homolog (gene C15H4orf46). NCBI's taxonomy places the organism in Eukaryota, Metazoa, Chordata, Mammalia, Primates, Cheirogaleidae. The record is from RefSeq and is a predicted model, not a curated record.